AUGUGCAGUUUGGAGAGACGCGGCGAUGUUUUCAUCCUCACAAUCACCGGCGACGAUCAGCACCGCCUCAACCCCAAUCUAAUCGACUCAAUCCGGGCGGCGCUCGCCCGGGUCAAGUCAGAAUCGUCUCUCUCCGCCACGGCGCUCAUCACCACAGCUCAGGGAAAGUUCUUCUCCAACGGCUACGAUCUCGAUUGGGCGCUAUCCGACCCGGCCCGAAUCCGGCCAAAAAUCAUGUCGAAGAAGCUCCGUCUCCUGGUGGAGGACCUAACUUCUCUCCCGAUGCCAACAAUCGCGGCGGUCAACGGACACGCCUCCGCCGCCGGGUUCGUCCUCGCCCUCAGCCACGACUACCUCCUCAUGCGGAGGGACCGAGGGUUCCUCUACAUGAGCGAGCUCGACAUCGGCUACACGAUUCCCCGGUGGUUCGUGCAGGUUGUUAAAAGCAAGACGGAAUCCCCGAGGAUUUGGAGGGGAGUGGUGAUGGCGGCGGUGAAGAUCACGGCGGAGAUGGGGGUGGAGUGGGGGAUUGUGGAUUCGGCUCACGACGGUGCUGAGGCGACGGUGGAGGCCGCGGUGAGGCUGGGGAGGGAUUUGGUGAGGAGGAAGUGGGAUGGGGAGGUGUACGCCGCUAAUCGGAGGAUUGUGUUUGCUGAGGUGUUGGCGGUGCUCGGCUCCGAUGAGACUGUUGGAGAUUCCGGCGAUUUCGAGGUGGUUUCAAGGUUGUGA
Molecule: messenger RNA, 729 nt
Organism: Salvia hispanica
Lineage: Eukaryota; Viridiplantae; Streptophyta; Magnoliopsida; Lamiales; Lamiaceae
Product: enoyl-CoA delta isomerase 1, peroxisomal-like
Biological process (GO): fatty acid beta-oxidation
Cellular component (GO): peroxisome
Molecular function (GO): delta(3)-delta(2)-enoyl-CoA isomerase activity
Source: RefSeq, a predicted model, not a curated record